Messenger RNA from Penicillium subrubescens, 1038 nucleotides. RefSeq names its product triglyceride lipase. Lineage: Eukaryota; Fungi; Ascomycota; Eurotiomycetes; Eurotiales; Aspergillaceae. The transcript is spliced from 7 exons. Bases 1 to 1038 code for a protein of 345 amino acids. The record is from RefSeq and is a predicted model, not a curated record. Gene Ontology annotation, molecular function: triacylglycerol lipase activity.
AUGGGAUAUGCAGCUGCUAUCUCAAGAACGGCCGGCAGCCCCUUAGCCCGACGUUCUAUUCGCCUAGGAGUCACUCAUUUUAAAAGCCGAACAUAUCACUCGUCCCAAAAGAGCUCGGGAUCUAUCCUCGAGCCGCGACUGGAGGAUCAUGGCCGAGUCAUCCACGAUCAAUACUCGGUAGUCCGAGACCGCUACGAUGCCCCGAAACACCCCGUCGUCCUUGCCCAUGGUCUUCUCGGCUUCGAUGAACUUCGGCUUGCGGGCCGCUACUUUCCGGGCGUGCAAUACUGGCGCGGGAUUAAGGAGGCGCUGACGGCGCAGGGUGUUGAGGUUAUUACAGCUACGGUACCGCCGUCGGCUUCCAUUGAGGAACGUGCGGAGGAGCUGGCGCGGGAUAUCGAGGCUGGGGCGCGGGGGAAGGAUGUGAAUAUCAUUGCUCAUAGCAUGGGGGGCCUUGAUUCUCGAUACAUGAUUAGUCGUCUCCAGCCGCAGAAAUUCAAAGUGUUGUCGCUCACUACCAUUGCGACGCCCCAUCGAGGGUCUGCCGUUGCCGAUUUUUGUUUUGAUCACAUCGGAGCCGAGCUCCUGCCACAGAUAUACUAUACCCUAAACAAACUUAACAUCGAGACCGGCGCCUUCGCCCAGUUGACCCGAAAGUACAUGUCCGAAACAUUCAACCCAAACACACCAGACAUAGACGACGUCAGGUACUUCUCCUACGGCGCAUCCGUCCAACCUAGUCUAUGGUCCGUUUUCCGACUAUCGCACCGGAUCCUCGCCCAAGCCGAAGGUCCCAAUGACGGACUUGUCAGCGUAGCCAGCAGUCUCUGGGGUGGCGAAGCAGGAUACAAAGGGACGUUGGUAGGCGUCAGCCAUCUUGAUCUAAUCAAUUGGACGAAUCGGUUGAAGUGGCUGACUGCGGAGGUGACGGGUAACCCGCGAAAGUUCAAUGCUAUUGCGUUUUACUUGGACAUUGCAGGUAUGGAGAAGAUCGAGUUGGGGUUUAAAAUGCGAUUACUGAUUUAUGAUUUUGGUUAG